This is a messenger RNA of Cyclocybe aegerita, 4047 nucleotides long. The record is from the annotation of a GenBank genome assembly. NCBI's taxonomy places the organism in Eukaryota, Fungi, Basidiomycota, Agaricomycetes, Agaricales, Hemipholiotaceae.
AUGUUGAUCCUGCCAGGUUCUUCGUCGAUCUCGCAUUCCAAACGCGAGACACUAUUGCGCGAUGUCAAGAAGAAAUGCCCGACGGUCGCCUCUGUCGAUGCUGUUUGGAUCCACCUUGUCCAAUGCAAAACACAGGAACACGAGGUCGAACUAUCGAAGACUUCAUCUCCAUUCAGAAUUCUUCUCGACAGACUCCUCGCCUACGGUGACAUCAUAUCGCUUGAAGGGACCUUGGCUGCGCUGACGGCCCACCAAAAUGUCGCAUAUAUUCUACCAAGAUCGGGGUCCAUUUCUCCCUGGUCCACCAAAGCCACCGAUAUUGCCCUUCUCUGCAAUCUCGGCCAGCAUGUUGAGCGUCUUGAACGCGGCAACGCGUUCAUUUUCACCACAACCGACCACAAUCCCAUCACCGAAGCAGAAAUCGCCACAUUCGACCACCUAAUACAUGAUCGCAUGACCCAGGUUAUCGACCUUUCCCCUCCACACCAAUCCGAACUCUUUCUCCACGGGAAACCGAAACCCCUUCGUAUCGUGGAGCUUACACCUCAGCCCUCGUCUGAAGAUGCGAAAGCGAAACUAAUCAUCGCCAACAAGGAGCUCGGCCUCGCAUUGGCACCUGAUGAGAUAGCAUAUCUCGUCGAUGCCUAUGUUUCGGGGGAGUCCGCUAUGGGUCGCGACCCAACCGACGCCGAACUCUUCAUGUUCGCGCAGGUCAAUUCAGAGCACUGUCGUCACAAGAUCUUCAACGCAUCCUGGACUAUCGAUGAUCAAGUGCAACCUUCAUCCCUCUUCCAAAUGAUUCGAAAUACAGAGAAGAUUAGUGCCAAGGGUACAAUCUCUGCCUACUCCGAUAACGCCGCCGUCCUUGAAGGGCAUUCAGCCCCACGUUUUGGGGUAACCUCUGGACAACGGUACGAGACGAAGGAGGAAGACAUGCCUAUUCUGAUCAAGGUCGAGACGCACAAUCACCCGACAGCCGUUUCGCCAUAUCCAGGUGCAGCCACUGGGUCUGGUGGCGAGAUUCGUGAUGAAGGUGCGGUUGGGAGAGGGUCGAAGCCGAAAGCUGGGUUGGCAGGAUUUACAGUCUCCAAUCUCCUCAUCCCCGGUUACGAGCAGCCUUGGGAGACGGAUUUCGGUCGUCCUGGCCACAUUGCAUCUGCGUUGGAUAUCAUGAUCGAAGGCCCACUUGGCGCAAGUGCCUUCAACAACGAAUUCGGGCGACCGGCGCUAGCGGGGUAUUUCCGUACGUUCUCCGAACGUAUCCCACUUUCUAUCGACACCAGCCAUAGCGAGGUUCGCGGAUACCACAAGCCCAUAAUGAUCGCAGGCGGGUACGGGAACGUACGUCCUCAGUUCGCGAAGAAGCAACCCAUCGCAUCGGGCUCGAAGAUCAUCGUCCUUGGAGGGCCGGGUAUGCUGAUUGGGUUGGGUGGAGGUGCUGCUUCUAGUCAAGUUUCAGGCGCCAGCUCUGCAGAGCUGGACUUCGCCUCUGUUCAACGUGACAACGCUGAGAUGCAGCGGCGUUGUCAGCAGGUCAUCGACGCCUGUGUCGGCAUAGGAGAUGGGAACCCCAUCGAGAGCAUUCACGAUGUUGGUGCUGGCGGAUUGUCGAACGCUCUUCCAGAGUUAGUGCACGACUCGGAGCUCGGCGCGAUCUUCGAGAUUCGGGACGUGCUCGUAGCAGACUCUUCGAUGUCUCCGAUGGAGAUCUGGUGCAAUGAGAGCCAGGAACGUUACGUCCUUGCUGUAUCGGUGGACAAGCUAGACACCUUUGUAGCCAUCGCAGAGCGCGAGCGAUGCCCCUUCUCUGUCGUCGGCGUCGCGACCCAGGAGCAGGAGCUCAUUGUUACGGAUCGGCUCUUCAACAAGGACGUUAUCAGACUAAAGAUGUCCACUCUCUUCGGCAAACCUCCCAAGAUGUCGAGGAAGGACACCACGCGCAAGAUUGACAGGGUAGAGUUCGACUCCUCUCUCACCAAACACUUUCCUUUCAUCCAGAAGAUCGCGGACCGCCUUCAACCUGCAAUCGAGCGCGUCCUGCGUCUACCCUCCGUCGGGUCCAAGUCCUUCCUUAUCACCAUCGGCGACAGGACGAUAACGGGACUCGUCACUCGCGACCAGAUGGUUGGGCCAUGGCAGGUCCCCGUUGCAGACGUCGCUGUUACUCGUUCUUCUUACGGAUUUGACGUCCUCUGCGGUGAAGCUAUGGCCAUGGGCGAACGCACACCUCUCGCUCUACUCGACGCCGCUGCUUCUGCCCGUAUGGCCGUCGCCGAGUCGCUGACCAACCUCGCCGCGGCGCACGUCGGCGAUCUGUCUCGUGUGAAACUUAGCGCGAACUGGAUGUGCGCGGCCUCGAACGAGGGUGAGGGUGCAGCGCUCUAUGACGCUGUCCAUGCGGUGGGUAUGGAGCUGUGCCCCGCCCUGGGUGUUGGCAUCCCAGUGGGCAAGGAUUCGAUGUCGAUGUCGAUGCGCUGGCGGGAAGGAGAGGAGCAGAAGGAGGUCAGCGCACCGUUGUCUUUGAUCAUCACAGCAUUCGCGCCUGUGGAAGACGUGGGCAAGACCUGGACGCCUCAACUACGUUCAGAGGACGAGCCCACAAGUCUGAUCUUCUUCGAUCUGGCGAAUGGGAAGGAACGGAUGGGUGGGUCGGCCCUUGCACAAGUCUUCAAGGAGAUUGGGGCGCAAGCGCCCGAUGUUGAGGAUCCUUUGGUUCUCAAAACUUUCCUGAAAGGAUGCCAGGAUAUCAAGUUGAGCCACCCCAAUCUCGUCUUGGCCUAUCACGACCGCUCAGACGGAGGGUUGUUCACGACUAUUGUCGAGAUGGCUUUCGCUGGCCAUAUCGGUGUGGAGAUCUCGCUCGACGCUCUCCACUCCGUGGAGAACCCUAUCUCUACGCUGUUCAACGAAGAGCUCGGAGCUGUAGUCCAAGUCCGCCAGACCCAGCUCGCUGAACUCGUCGCCGCUUUUAACAACGUCGGGUUCCCAUCCACUUCUAUCCACGUCCUUGGUCGAGUCAACACGCCAGGAGAUGAGAAUAUUUCAAUCAUCCACCAGUCGGGCCUGCUUUAUUCUGCGCAACGGGCCGAUCUCCAACGAUUGUGGGCAGAGACUUCUUUUAGGAUGCAAGCUCUCCGAGACGAUCCCGCUGGGGCUCAGGAAGAAUUCGAUCUCAUCAACGACAAAAGCCACGCUGGCCUUUUCUACGACCUUUCUUUCACCCCGUCGCCAACUACCGCGUUGUCUGUGCGUCCCAAAGUCGCCAUUCUCCGAGAGCAAGGUGUCAAUGGCCAGAUAGAAAUGGGCUGGGCGUUCACUGAAGCUGGGUUCGACGCUCUGGAUGUGCACAUGUCCGACAUCCUCAGCGGCACUGUCAGCCUCUCCUCCUUCCGUGGCCUCGCUGCGUGUGGUGGGUUCUCCUACGGCGACGUCCUUGGUGCUGGAAAGGGCUGGGCAAACUCCGCCUUGUUGAAUGAUACCGCGAGACGCGAAUUCACUGAUUUCUUCGCUCGCCCGGACACCUUCGCGUUGGGCGUGUGCAAUGGGUGCCAGUUCCUCAGCCAUCUGCGCGAGAUCAUUCCGGGUACUGAGGACUGGCCUGAGUUCAAGCCAAAUCGAAGCGAGCGGUUCGAAGGGAGAGUCUCGGUGGUUGAGGUCGUGGACAGUGAAGUAACUCAAAAAUCCAUGUUCCUUUCUGGCAUGGUCGGUUCCAAGCUACCUGUAGCGGUAGCACACGGGGAAGGGCGAGCGUCGUUUGAUCUGUCCUCGCAGAAGGAGUGCCUGGAGGCUGCUGGGCUCGUUGCCAUUCGUUAUGUUGACGGACAGGGCAAGGCGACUGAGGUUUACCCGCUCAACCCGAACGGAAGUCCUGGUGGGAUUACGGGCGUGCAGACACCCGACGGACGUGUCCUAGCGUUGAUGCCCCAUCCUGAGCGUGUUGUCGCUCUCGAAAGCAAUAGCUGGUAUCCGCCGUCUCUCAAGAAAGAGUGGGGUGGAAUGGGUCCGUGGUUCAAGCUUUUCCAGAGCGCGAGGGCAUGGUGUAACUAG